CAUGUCCAAACACACACAUGGACACACAGGGGUGUUUUGGUCGGUAUGUUGUGUGUGUUAAAUAUACUACAGUGAAGUCACAUUUAUCACAUGAAUGGAAAAGUACAUAUAGUAAAAACAGUGACGUAGGCUGGGUUUUUUCUGGCUGUGUACGUCAGUGGGGCUGCGCAUGCGCGGUGGUUGUUGCAGAGUCACUGCUAAUGCUGUGACUGUAAACAAGAGUGAGGAGAAGGAAAAGAAAAGUCUGGAAUUAAGCUGUCAUCCGCCUGGUUCAUGUCUGCUUCUGUAAGGGAGAGAUUAUACUUCGCUGUGGAUUUUGUGAUACAAGUAUAAUCGCCCAUGUGAAGCCCUUUAAUAAGGCAGCCGUUCGUGUUUUUGCGGAGACCGUCGCACAGAGUUAGCCUGUGAAGCUAACCUAAGCUAGCCAGUCCCGUUAGCUUCCCUUAUUUGUCGCUAGCUUCGCUGGCUGGUGAAAUCCGAAGGCCUUUUUGUGACUGAAAGACGCUAUAUGCUCUGGGCAUAUCUCUCUUUAUUGCGACCAGGAUAUCCUGAACCCUGGGUGGCUGGUCAGAGCAGCCUCCUCCCAACAUGGAGGCAGGAGGAAAGGACUGUGAGGAUGAAACACUGCAGUCAGCCUUUAAGAAGCUGAGGGUGGAUGCUGAAAGUUUACCUGCAGCUGUAAGCGCUUCAGAGGCGUCUGCUCCCAGAGGAGCAUCACGGGCUUGUCUGGACACAGGCGGGGCUAAACCCAAACUGGGCUGCACAAAAGACAACUGGCACGGAUGCAGUAGGAAAAGUUCCAGAGGAGCGUCCAGAACGCAGCGCCGUCGCAGGUCCAAGUCGCCCAUCCUCCACCCCCCUAAGUUCACCUACUGCAGCGCCGCCACAGCAUCCAGUGGCUGUUUGAAGCAGCAGCGCCUGGCCGUCCCUGACCUGGCCGAGCCUUGUCCUGCGGUGGACGGAAGAACGCUGUCCUCCAGAGCUGCCGCCCCCCCGGCCCAUACGGACCUGCCCCCCCCAGGCACGCACAGUCACAUGACACAUCCUCUGGUUUUCGGAUCCUCCGCCAGGUACGACACACGCGUUAUAGAUGCAGCUGCCGGUUCCACGCCGUCUUCACCACAGAUCCCCGCUACCGCUCCUACCGUCGCCACCCCCCCUGGAGACGCGCGGUCGAGCGAAGACGGCGGUCCGCAGAAAAGUGCCUGUGACGGAGCGGAGCGUGGAGGCGCUGCAGAAGCCUCUGACUUCAGAGCGCUGUCCAACAGCAGCAGGACGGCACCGGGCCUCCGCCCCCCCUGCUCCUGCGCACGCACAAAGGCUUCCGAUUCGCAGCCGGAAAACCCUGAACGGGAGGCGGAGCCUCAGUGCCGCUGCCGGGCCCGACACGUGGGCUGGAACGACGUGGAGGUGUACUCCUUCACCGGCCUCCGCGACGUCAUCUCCGAGUGCGAGCGGACCCUGGCGAGCCCCGGGGACGCCCUCAGAACUGUCAGCACCACCGCCAACCCCAACACGAGCGCGUCGCCGGCGUCAGCACCGGCGUCGUCAGGCUCUCCUCGCUCGUGUUCGGAGCAGGCGCGAGCGUACGUGGACGACAUCACAAUAGACGACCUUUCCGGAUACAUGGAGUAUUAUCUAUACAUCCCCAAGAAGAUGUCACACAUGGCCGAGAUGAUGUACACUUAAGAAACAAACAUAUGAUUAUUAUUAUUAUUAUUAUUAUUAUUAUUAUAUCAGAGAAGGAAUUAUUAAGGUUAAGGUUAAGGGUUUUUUUUUCUGUCAUUGAGGAACAGACGGCUUAUGAGGAAUGUCAGUAGUGGAUAGAAAAACAGACCAGGCAUGAAGGUUGGAACUGAAAUAAUACAAAUUAAAUUCAUUUGAACCCAGGCUGAAAUGCCCCCUAACCCCCCCCCCCCCCCCCCCUGUUUGAGCCCCUCCCCCUCUCAUUUGGCUCGAUCUGCUGGGUGCAUUCCCUCCACCUGUUUGUCUUCAGUUUCAGCCCUUCCUUCUUUUCUUGCUCUGGGUAACUUGGACAGUUUUGCGUUUACAUACACAGUUGCCAAAGCUCUGGUGCAGAAGGACAUGAUACUGUCGUAGGAAUAUGCAAAGGUGUGAUUAUGUUUGUGCUGUUGUGACACUGAAACUGUCACCUGUCUGGAUUCAAUUUCUCUCAAUAAAUACGCAGAUUUUGUUGAAAUGGU
Molecule: messenger RNA, 2204 nt
Organism: Sphaeramia orbicularis (orbiculate cardinalfish)
Lineage: Eukaryota; Metazoa; Chordata; Actinopteri; Kurtiformes; Apogonidae
Product: oxidative stress-responsive serine-rich protein 1-like
Exons: 4
Coding region: 589-1689 (366 amino acids)
Biological process (GO): cellular response to hydrogen peroxide
Source: RefSeq, a predicted model, not a curated record